AGGGCGCAGAAUGAAAGCGAAGCGCGUCGGUGUUAGUAAAAAGACCAGCAUGUACAAACGUGAAAACGGAAUAAAACAGUACUGAUACAAUAAACGGAAUAAAAAUAGCACUUGACAGACACGUUUUCGCACUGGCGGGCAGUUUCGGUGACUCUAAUGGAGGAUGAGGAGGACGAACAGCUUCCUCACUGCUGUGAAACACCAUUAAGAAACAAGAGCACAGAGAACAGAGACGCCUUGCAUCUAGAGGUGGGACAAUCGACUACCCGGCACAGACGUUUUGAAGACAGAUCCACUCAGACUGCGAGCUCUGUCCAGAACUCAGGGAGAGCUGGAGAUAUGGCACCAUUCCAGGGGUCUGAAGCAGAGACAGCAUCAUCUCCCUGUGGAAAUGUGGAUGCCAGGACUGCAUUUAGGGCUAAUUGUGGAACUGGGGGCUGUGCUUCACUUACUGCGGCCCUAGGGGCUCCUGAAGAGCCAAGAGCACUUUUUCAUGGAAAUGCUGGUUUUCGCGCCCACUUCCCUGCCUUGUUCGAACCGGUCCCGGAUGGUGCACCAAACACAAGAGACAGUGCGGUGGAUGAAAUGAGGCAAGAACAAAAAGAAGAUGAACCAGAGGCGGGGAUUAGUGUGGAGAUUCAGAUUGGACGUAAAUUACGAGAAAUGGGUGACCAGUUUCAGCAGGAACAUCUUCAGCUGUUCACUCAGCACCACAGGGGCCAGUUGGGUUGGUUCCACCUAGUAACAUCACUGUACAACUUCCUGUUUCCACGAGAAGGGCCCUGAAAUACAAGAGCCCAGAGACGAGGGGGCCACAGCACAGGUUCAGGACCCAAAUGAGUUUCACGCAGCACUGCAAGAUCUGGACUGUGCACAGAUGUGGAUUAUAUGGCUCAAAAACAGUGUGAAAAGAAGCGAGUUGCCGCUGGUCUGAGACUUCCUUCCUUUUUCAACAAAUUCAUUAUGAGGAUAGAGCAUUGGGGGAAAUGAGACAUAUACUGCAGGUUGUAUAUCAAAGAUAUAAAUAUUCUGCCUCAUGUUGUUUCCCCAACACAUCUUCACAUUUGAGUGGAUCUCGGUGCAGUGAAUGCCUUAAUAAAACCCUCCGAAGAAAGAAGCUCUACUGAAGAGGUCCACAGAAAUAUAUUUGUGCUGAAACGUCUACACAUACUACACUCUGACACAUUCCAGAACAGAUUCUUGAGCUUUUUCUGCUGAUUCAUCAAUGCUCUUGUUUGAUUCCUAUCCACGUGGCAGUUUUCAGUAUUAUUGGGACAGAGUUGAAACACUUUUUUCAUUGGCAAUGGAGACCUGUCGUCUUGACCAGGGCAUUCGUUCAUCCAUAGGCCAGUAACAUGCUUCAUAAAGGACUGAUGCACAGAACUUUGAACAAUUAAUUAUUUGUUGAAAUGAAGACAAAUACUUGAACAUCAGGUUUUACUCUAUCAACAUUGAGCCUUUUCUAAAAGUGUUUGCAUUUGAGAGAAAUGUGAAUUUUCUGAUAAAAACAUGCUGGAAUUCCUGCAGAAAAUAAUGCUUUCUCGUUAAGGGAGAAUGUACCACAAAUGAUUGAACUCACAGGUAAAAAAAAAAAAAAAA
This is a messenger RNA of Xyrauchen texanus (razorback sucker), 1599 nucleotides long. RefSeq lists its product as uncharacterized. The transcript is spliced from 4 exons. Lineage: Eukaryota; Metazoa; Chordata; Actinopteri; Cypriniformes; Catostomidae. Gene Ontology annotation, cellular component: myosin complex. Gene Ontology annotation, biological process: negative regulation of autophagy; positive regulation of apoptotic process; apoptotic process. The record is from RefSeq and is a predicted model, not a curated record. Bases 157 to 786 code for a protein of 209 amino acids.